AGUUUCAAAGUGCCCAGCCAAUUUGGUUUAACCAAAUGUGGCACACCAAGCCUCCAGCGUGGGAGGUUUGCUGGGAUUUUGCCGACCGCCAAAAGCAAGAAACAUGGCAGGACGGUUACAAUGCUUACGGAUAUGAGGCAACCACAGAGGUUCUUCCACCCUGGCAACCCUGGGCGAACAACUACGACUGGACGAUGCAAACGCCAUACGUUGGGCCAGGACAGUCCUGGCAAUACUUGCAGCAAUCACGGCUAGAAAUGCAAGCGCGGCUGCAAAUGCAGGCUGCCACAGGGAGUACCAUGCAGCCACAGGGACCUGAUUCUCUUGCUCUGCCCCCAUCGCUCGAAAGACGAUUGCAAGAACGACAAAGCCAAGCGCCCAAGGCCUCGAAGGCCAAGGCGGUGGAAGCUGCGGUGCCUGCGGUGCCUCCACCCGGCAAGGACUUCAGUGGCUCGAUCAAGUCGUUGAGUGAUCGGCACGGUUAUGGAUUUAUCGCCUGUGACGAAGUGCACAGGAUGUAUGGUCGUGACACCUACCUGCCACAGGAAAUGAUUCCAGAAGGAACCAAGGUUCAGGAUAGUGUGGUUUUCAGAAUUGGAUUGAGCAAGAAAGGCCAUCCUCAAGUCAUCCAAGUGAAACAUAUUGUGCCAUGUUGAUUCACAGUGAAAGCAAAUGAGAGCUUGGACAUGCCAAGCUGAUAAUGUCCAGCUGGACGGUGUGCAUCUGAUCAUGAUCUGAAGCCAUCCAUGGGUUUCUGGCUGCUGUUUGUU
Cladocopium goreaui is the source of this 770-nucleotide messenger RNA. The record is from the annotation of a GenBank genome assembly. Lineage: Eukaryota; Dinophyceae; Suessiales; Symbiodiniaceae.